This is a messenger RNA of Pelobates fuscus (common spadefoot toad), 3646 nucleotides long. RefSeq names its product acyl-CoA thioesterase 12 (gene ACOT12). The coding region runs from base 279 to 2129 and encodes 616 amino acids. The transcript is spliced from 16 exons. The record is from RefSeq and is a predicted model, not a curated record. Gene Ontology annotation, molecular function: lipid binding; fatty acyl-CoA hydrolase activity; acetyl-CoA hydrolase activity. Gene Ontology annotation, cellular component: extracellular exosome; cytosol. NCBI's taxonomy places the organism in Eukaryota, Metazoa, Chordata, Amphibia, Anura, Pelobatidae. Gene Ontology annotation, biological process: acyl-CoA metabolic process.
CACACCAGCACCAAUCCUGCCCUGUGUAUUGAGAUCACAUGGAGUUCUGUAACUGCAUCUCUGGGAUUAAUAGGAACAAUGUAUAUUAAGCAAUGUUUCCCAUAGCAGUCAGCUGGGUGAGUGAUGGCUAUGGGGGAUAAGGUGUGUCCAGCCACUCACUACCUGGGAGCACAGCCAGACACUCAGUCACCGCCUGCUGGAACUACACGUGACCUUCACUCAGCUGAGAGCAGGCUGCACUUGGGAUCAGCUGAGUGCUGGGAGGUUGAUCACACCUGAUGCUGACCCAGGCUCACCCACCCAUUGCUGCUCCCAGGUCCCAUUCCUCCCUCCCCGACUGUCUCAUGCUGCCCACAGGGGAGACAUCAGAAGUGCUCCCAGAGAGUGCAGGGAGAAGAGAGAGCUCAGUAAUGUCCUCUGGCUAUGAGAGUUCAGGGAGAACUCCCUGGAGAGAGAGCUCAGCCAUGUCCUCUGGCUAUGAGAGUGGUGAGGUGCAGAUGUGCCACACGGUGUAUCCCUGGCACUCUAACCACCUGGGGGAGCUGAGUGCUGGACAGCUCCUGACAUGGAUUGAUAUCACUGCCUGCCUUGCUGCUGAGAGACAUGCUGGCGUGGCCUGUGUCACAGCGUCUGUGGAUGACAUACAGAUUGAAGAGACCGCCAGGGUUGGACAACAAAUCUGCCUAAAAGCAAAAGUCAACAGAGCUUUCAAUACAAGCAUGGAGGUUGGAAUUAAAGUUUCAGUAGAGGACCCUUUAAUGAAUAUCACAAGACACGUUUGCACAGCUUUUUCUACCUAUGUGGCAAAACCUGCUGGUGGGAAGAAGGUUAUUCUAAGACCAGUUCGACUUCAGUCUGCUCAGGACCAUCUAGAAUACAGUCUAGCUGCGGAACGGAGGCGAAUUAGACUGUAUCAUGAGGACGCCUAUAACAAUCUAAUGGAAGAUGGAUGUGCAUUUUAUGACCUAGAUUGGGAGAACGACAGUAAUAAAAUCUCAACAGACCGCACCUGUGUGGAAAGCAUUGAACUGGUUUUACCUCCUCAUGCAAACCAUCAGGGGAACACAUUUGGAGGGCAGAUCAUGGCGUGGAUGGAAUCUGUAGCUCACAUUUCUGCAAGCCGGCUAUGUCAUGCGCACGCCAUUCUGAAAUCUGUGGAUAUGUUCAAGUUCAGAGGGCCCUCCACUGUGGGUGACCGGCUGGUAUUUCGCGCCAUCGUAAAUAAUACUUUUCAGAAAAGUGUUGAGGUUGGUGUCCGUGUUGAAGCCUAUAACUGUGAGGAGUGGACAGCAGGCCGAGCUAGGCACAUUAAUAGUGCCUUCUUGAUCUACCAAGCACUGGACAACAAAGGAGAGCAAAUAUUGUUUCCCCGGGUCAAAGCCAAUAGUAAGGACCACAUCAGGCGUUUCUGUGGUGCUAUUGCUCGGAGGAAGAUUCGUGUAGCACGGAAGUACAUCCUCUCAAGCAAGCCCGAGAAACCAAUUUCCCAUCCAUGGGAUAAAGGCAAUCAGACCUACCUAAGCUAUAAUAAUAUCGCUGCACUGACUGUCCUUGCUGCAAAGAGUGGAUGGGAGCUGAGCAGCACAAUACAGAACAUCAAAAUAUUUACUCAUGAUGAAAAUGAUGUAUUAUCUAUUAAAGUGGAAAUGCAUGUGAAAGUACACCCAAGACAAGCAUAUCUUCUCCUGUCUGACCUUGGAUUAAGGCCAAACUGGGACAUACACUACUUGAGCUGUGAAGUUAUAGAGACAGCUGGUGAAGAUGACAAAAUAUUUUACAUUACCUGUCCACCAGUAAAGCAGAGCAAGUCCAGUGAUUUUAUAACUCUGAUGUCUCGUAGAAUUCCGUACAAGACUGGAGAUCCCUAUGUUAUAGCCAUGAGGAGUGUGACCUUGGCAUCGUAUCCCCCAUCUGCCGAGUAUUUGAGGGGCGAGGUCCAGUGCGCAGGUUUUCUAAUCUACAGCCUGGGAAAGGAUUCCUGCCAGGUGUGUUACUUAAACCAGCUGACCUCUGGGAUAAUACCUUAUGUGGAAGAGAAUCUCACUGGAUGGUCCAAUUCCAUUGAAGACACUGCCUGUGCAUGUAUCCGAUUCCUAGAAACGGCCAAGGUUUACACAACGUUACUCUAGAUAAAUAAUGCACCUUCCCAGAAUACAUUCUGCACUUUACGGUUUGAAACCUGAGCAAAUGGAGCUGAGGGGUUACGUUCAUCCAAAGGUGGAAUACAGUGGUUAAUAUUUAUAGCUCAGUGACACAGAUAACCUAAACUGUCUGUACAUAGAUACAUUGUCUUUUGUAAUCAUUAAAUCCAUUAACUUGCUCACGAGGAAGACACUAGUGGCAUUUUAAGUUUUACUGCCAUGCUAACCUGUAGAAAGUUGUUGGACAUUUUUGUUUUGUAUGGAUGACGUGUAUGUUGCUGUUGUAAAUAGUAAUGCUCUAUGGUCUCUGUUUAAGUGAACCUGUCUGUUCUUCUGCAUUACUCUCUAGAGAACUUAAAAUAUAUUUUGUGUGGCAGCCAAACUUAGUACCAAAUACAUGCAUCUUCUAUCUUGGUUCACUGAAGGUGUUUGAUCUCCAGUCCUCAAUUGUCCGGAAUCAGAUUACAUGUGGUUCUGACUUAAACAUCGCAGGAUUAAUCAAAACGGUUUAAAAGAAACACAACAUUAAAUACUGGAUUGUUUUCAGUCAUUGUGGUCUGUGGUUUAACAAAACUGACCUAAACUGUGUUUUGACUUGUACUGUAGAUCCAGACUGUGCCCAUCACAUUUACAGAAUCCCAUAACUUUAAUCUCACUGCCCACCCCUUAUUUUAUUUUCUUCUGAGAUUUUCUGGAAGUUUAACUUGUGCAGUAUAGAGAUUAUCCCCUCCCUUUCUACUGUACCUUAGUUCAGUCAGUGCCAUAGAUACGCAAUUUCUUCUUUUUUUCUUUUUUUCUCAAAGUUGAGGAAAACUGUAGUUCACUAAAAUAAUCUCUUAUUUGAGAAUAAAGGUCUGAAAUGGAUUUUAAGAAUUCAUUCAUAAUCUGUUGCUCUAGUAACCCUUCGUAACUGAGCUCAAAAGCACUUGCCUUUUUGUAUUAACGUAAUGUUAUUUAUAGCAUGAGAUACAAAUACAAAUCUUUUUGACAGAAAGAGCACAAUUCUCUGACAAUAUUAAAUUGUACUGCUUAAUUAAGGAAGCCAAAGAAUCGUCCACGUCUAAUAUAACUCUUGUGAGUAAAAAGACAAAUAUCCCUUUAUUAACUGCCAGUGAUUCCAGUACUGUCCCACUCCCAACCAUUCUUAGCAAUUGACCAGGUAAUUGUACAUUUGUUGCAGAUUCUGAAAAUGGUGACAUUCUCCCCAAAUCACCAUUGUGCUUCUAAUCUAAGCAUUGUUUGUUUCAAUGCAUUUUCUGUCUGUUAGAGGAUCGCGCAUUACAUCACUAAUUCCACUGAAAUGCCACUGGUUAAAGAGAAAAUUUCACCAACUUGACACAUUUUGAAGCAGGCAAAACAGGAUUGUUAGAUUGUCUUAAUAUGAACAAUUCAAUAAAAGAAAUGAGACCUUUCGGAAAUAAUAUUGAAGUAUUUCUACAUGUCUUUCUUAAUGUUUUUGAAUGUAUCCUGUAGUGCAAAUAUUGUCGGCUUUCUGUUCAGAUAUA